AUGCCGAGCCUCGGCCCGACGCGGCCCGGGGAGAAGCCCCGCGUGGUGGUGCUGGGCACCGGGUGGGCGGCGUGCCGGCUGCUCAAGGACGUGGACACGCGCGCCUACGAUGUCGUGUGCGUGUCGCCCCGGAACCACAUGGUGUUCACGCCGCUGCUGGCGUCCACGUGCGUCGGCACGCUCGAGUUCCGCUCCGUCGUCGAGCCCGUCAGCCGCAUACAGUCGGCGCUCGCCACCCGCCCCGGCUCCUACUUCUUCCUUGCCUCCUGCACCGGCGUCGACACCAAGGCGCACGAGGUGUACUGCACGGCCGCGUCCGGCGAUGCACAGCUGCCCAGCGACCCGUACCAGUUCAAGAUCGCCUAUGACAAGCUGGUGAUCGCGAGCGGCGCCGAGCCGCUCACCUUCAACAUCAAGGGCGUUCAGGAGAACGCCAUCUUCCUCCGCGAGGUGAGCCACGCGCAGGAGAUCCGCAGGAAGCUGCUCACCAACCUCAUGCUCGCCGAGAAUCCAGGCUUGUCUGACGAAGAGAAGCAGCGGCUCCUGCAUUGCGUGGUCGUCGGCGGAGGCCCCACCGGCGUCGAGUUCAGCGGUGAGCUCAGUGACUUCAUCACGCGCGACGUGCGCCAGAGGUACGCGCACGUUAAGGACUACGUCAAGGUCACCCUCAUCGAGGCAAACGAGAUCUUGUCAUCGUUCGAUAUCGGGCUGCGGCAGUACGCGACGAAUCACCUGUCAAAGUAUGGAGUUAAUCUGGUGCGAGGCAUCGUGAAGGAGGUGAAGCCCACUGAGAUCACCCUGAGCGACGGCACCCGCGUGCCCUACGGCCUGCUGGUCUGGUCCACGGGCGUCGGCCCGUCGGAGUUUGUCAAGUCCCUGUACCUGCCCAAGUCCCCUGGCGGGAGGAUCGGCGUGGACGAGUGGCUCCGCGUGCCCACGGCCCCGGACGUGUUCGCGCUGGGCGACUGCGCGGGGUUCCUGGAGGGGACCGGCAAGCCGGUGCUCCCGGCGUUGGCUCAGGUCGCGGAGCGGGAGGGCCGGUACCUGGCGCGGCUGCUCGGGAAGGUCGCGGCGCAGAACGGCGGCAAGGCGCACUGCGCCGGCAAGGUCGACCUCGGGGAGCCGUUCGUGUACAAGCACAUCGGUAGCAUGGCGUCCGUCGGCCGGUACAAGGCGCUCGUCGACCUCAGGGAGAACAAGGCACUGCCGCUGAGCCAUUAA
Miscanthus lutarioriparius is the source of this 1221-nucleotide messenger RNA. The record is from the annotation of a GenBank genome assembly. NCBI's taxonomy places the organism in Eukaryota, Viridiplantae, Streptophyta, Magnoliopsida, Poales, Poaceae.